UUUCUUGUUGAAAGUUUCCAUUGCUGAAAAUGACGGCGACGGCGGACCGGGUUGGUCCGGUAUGGGAUCGGGUUCGGGCCGGGUUGCGGGAGCUGGAGGAGCUGGCGAGGGGCCAAGUCGAAGCGAGAGCAGCGGAGAUUGCAGAAGAUAAGAGACGGCUGAAGCUUCUAGAAUUGAGAAUUGAUGAGAAGAAUAGGGAGGUUUGUGCUAAGGAGGAGAGGAUAGAGGAGCUUGAGAGUUCCGCGAGAAAUGCGGAUGUGAAGUUGAGAGAGGAGAGGUUGAGGAAUUUGGAGGAGUUGAGUAAGAAAUGUGAUGAGGAGGUGAGGUUGAAGAAGGGGAGGAUUCAUUUGAUUCAGAAAUCGAUGGUGCAAUGCUCGAAUACGUUGGAAGCGAGGGAGAGGAAGAUCAGGGAGCUUGAGUUGAUUGAGGAGAGGGUGAGGGGUUGCAUUGGUGAGGCUGAGGUGAGAGCUAAGGAUUUGGAUUCAGUGGAAAAAUCUAUGAGGGAAGAGAGAGUCGAGUUGGAUUUAGCUCGGAAGGCAUUAGAGGAGCGUGAGAAGAGUUUGGAGUUGCUAGGAGAGAGGCUUGAGCACAAGGCUACUGAGAUUGAGCUGAGAGAGAGGCAAGUUGAGGGGAUCAAUGCGCGUCUUAGUGAGGUUGAAUUGAGGGAGAAGAUGAUGGAAUCGGUUGAGAAAACAAUACAGAAGGACAAGAAGCAUUUGGAGGUGCUGCAAAACUCGGUAGCAGCGCGAGAGGAGCAGUUAAUUUCACUGCAAAGAUCGGUGCAGGAUCGUGAGAAUAACUUGUUUUUACUUCAAACUUCGGUGCAUGAGCGUGAGAGAGAUUUGGAUACACUAUCCAAUGGACUUGAAAGGAGGGAAAGGGAACUUGAAAUGCAGAGUAAAGAGCUUGAGUUGAAGCAGCAACAAUUUGAUUCGCAGAGGACGGGUAAGCAAGUGGAACCAACUCUUGCUCCUAACAAUGUUACUGCUGUAACAUCUACAAGUGAUCAAUCCCAGAUCAUGGAUGGUAGAAGCUUACAGUUGUUUAUGAAUGAGCAAGUGGCAAAAAUUGAUUUGGCAGGUGGCUUAGUUUUAAGUGUACUUCAAGCAUCACCAGAUCCUGCAAGAUUGGUUUUGGAUGCAAUGCGAGGGUUUUAUCCCUCAAAUCCUAUUGCGCAAGACAAAGAGUUUGAGUCUCAGUUGAGGGUUGUAAGAAAGAGUUGUAUUCUCUUGCUACAGGAGUUGAGGAAUAUGUCACCACUAAUUAUUCCUCAGGUGAGAGAAGAAGCAGGAAAACUGGCAGCUGAUUGGGAACAGAAGAUGGUAGUUGAUGAUAGUUGGGAGGCUUUGGUCUUUUUGAGGCUUAUCACGACGUAUGAAUUGACAAGUCUUUAUGAUCUGAGGGAGCUUCGAAGUCUUCUUGCUAUGGUUUCUCAACCAGAACAAGCUGCUGAAUUAAGUAGGGAACUUGGUAUCACAGAUGAGACACCAGUGGCAAACGUCAUUUCUUCCAUUGUCAAGACUGAGCGAUCAGAGUCUUUGCUGCCUAGAGAUGAAGCAACUCUUUCUGCUUCAAAUAAUCAAAUACAGAAUGAAAACAUUGUUUCUCUUCCUUCCAUUGUCAAGAUUGAAAGACCAGAAUCUUCUCUUGCUAGAAACGUAGCAACUCUUUCUUCACCAAAUAAUUAUUUACUGCAAAGUCUGUUGAUUACUCUUCAGUCAUCAUCAGACCCCUCAAAACUUGUGUUAGAUAUGGUGCAACGGUCUUUUACGUAUUACUCGCGAAACAGAAAUGUGGGUUCCAAAGGAAGGGUAGUAUCAAGUAACAUUUCUCUAUUGAAGAUGCUAUUGGGACUCUCAACACAUGUUGUAUCACAUCUGAAAGAAUAUGCCACAAAUGUAGCAUCACAGUGGAAAGCACAGUUGAUAGCUGAUACUGAAGAAUCAGAGGAGAGUUUGGGAUAUUUGCUGUUUAUAGCUGUGUACGGAUUGCUUGCAACCUUACAUGAAGAUGAGAUUGUAAUGCUUCUUAGGAGGCUUUCGCAGCAUAAACAGUCUCUAAAGUUAUGUCGGACACAUCCAUUUGCAGAUUACAUCCCUGGUUAG
Argentina anserina (silverweed cinquefoil) is the source of this 2105-nucleotide messenger RNA. RefSeq lists its product as uncharacterized. The transcript is spliced from 2 exons. Bases 30 to 2105 code for a protein of 691 amino acids. Lineage: Eukaryota; Viridiplantae; Streptophyta; Magnoliopsida; Rosales; Rosaceae. The record is from RefSeq and is a predicted model, not a curated record.